Molecule: messenger RNA, 1223 nt
Organism: Mercenaria mercenaria
Lineage: Eukaryota; Metazoa; Mollusca; Bivalvia; Venerida; Veneridae
Product: elongation of very long chain fatty acids protein 5-like
Exons: 3
Coding region: 200-1054 (284 amino acids)
Biological process (GO): fatty acid elongation, monounsaturated fatty acid; fatty acid elongation, polyunsaturated fatty acid; sphingolipid biosynthetic process
Cellular component (GO): endoplasmic reticulum membrane
Molecular function (GO): fatty acid elongase activity
Source: RefSeq, a predicted model, not a curated record
UAGAAACGUACAUAUUUGAAGAUGGUAUAGGGUUAAAUGUACCAGAGAAACAAAACACUCUUUCUCUAGUCUGUGGUAGCUCAGGUGUGACUAGGUUACUACACACAUGUGUACAGUAUUAAUUAGUAUGUUAAGUGAAAUAGUGAUAUAUACACAUAUUUAGUAGGAUAUUAAACUGCAGUGCUCGAGACUACACAGCAUGGGUUUGACAGCUGAGAAGAUCCUUGCAGGAGCCCAUCUUGUGCACAGGCUGGAUUCAUUCCCUAUAUUUUGUGGUUAUAUGCUGAUGAUUCUACUUGCUGGACAAUGGAAGAGAUUUACUAAGCCGCUCAGUCUCAGGCCUAUAUUAGUAGCGUACAACUUCACGGCCAGUGUUAUCAGCCUCUACACGUUGUAUGGUUUUGGCUACGGCUUGUACCAUGCCGAAUCAACCUUUGACGGACGACCUUCUGAACUCCUUGUACCUGUUUAUAAACUGUAUUGGUUCAUGAAAAUAUUUGAACUUCUGGAUACAGUUUUCAUGGUACUACGACAUAAACAACGGCAGAUUUCGUUCUUACAUAUAUAUCACCAUGGGAGCAUGCUCAUUCUGGGAGAUAUAGCUUUCCAUUUUUACCCGUACACAGCUUUUGCUACGUAUUUAGGACUGAAUUCCGCUGUGCACGUGCUAUUGUAUUUUUACUACGGAUUGAGUGCACUUUAUCCGGACAACCCUCCACAGUGGAAGAAAUUUCUAACCCAGUUUCAGAUCAUUCAAUUUUUCAUAGACUUGAUACAUGCAACGAUAGGAUACCUGUAUCAUAACUACUGCAUUUAUGGGAUACUUUAUGGGUUAACGAUGGUCACUUUAUUUUCCAACUUCUACUACAAGGCAUAUGUGAAGAAACGUGCACCAGUAUCCAAACCCGAAACCAAUGGGGAACCAGUGACAAAUGACAUUAACAAUGGUGAAAUACGAAAUGGCGUUACCAAGGGUGAUAUUAUCAGAAAUGGCGUUACCAAUGGUGAUGUUCGGAAUGGCGUUGCCUAUAGUGAUAUACGAAAGAGGCACUAGGAAUAUAUGCUUAUAUAGUUUUAUUUUCAGAAAUUUAGGUGAUUUUCUAUUGCGUUUUAUUAUGUGAUUUUACAUUGAUAUUUGAAACUGUUCGCCGUCAAGUUGCCUGAACUCUUUAUCGUGCGAGACUGCUAUGUAAACUUUAUAGAAUUACAUGUAGCCAACAUGA